GAAUUUAAGCAGAGCUUCAGGCUAACCUGGCAUCACCAUUCAGGUGGAGUGAGAACCGAGCCAACAUGAGUUUGACCGAGAAGGACAAGACUGCCGUCAAGACCCUUUGGGGCAAAAUCUCCAAGUCCGCUGAUGCCAUCGGGGCUGAUGCUCUGGGCAGGAUGCUCAGCGUGUAUCCGCAAACUAAGACCUACUUCUCCCAUUGGUCUGAUCUGAGCUACGGCUCUGGCCCCGUGAAGGCCCACGGAAAGAAGGUCAUGAGUGGAGUGGCUUUGGCUGUUUCCAAGAUUGAUGACCUUACCGCCGGCCUGCAGGACCUCAGUGAGCUGCACGCCUUCCAGCUGAGGAUUGACCCGAAUAACUUCAAGAUCCUGAGCCACUGCAUAAUGGUGGUGGUCGCCACCCUGUUCCCCAAAGAUUUCACCCCAGAGGCUCACGUCGCCACCGAUAAAUUCCUGAGUUGCCUGGCCCUGGCUCUCUCUGAGAAGUACCGUUGAGCCGUCAGCAGUGAAGAAUGCAGCCUGCCACACACGACCACACACACUCGUGGUGACAAGAAAAUGAAUAAACUGCAAAAUAAGAAAAUCUGAAA
Amphiprion ocellaris (clown anemonefish) is the source of this 592-nucleotide messenger RNA. RefSeq names its product hemoglobin, alpha embryonic 5 (gene hbae5). Lineage: Eukaryota; Metazoa; Chordata; Actinopteri; Pomacentridae. The transcript is spliced from 3 exons. The record is from RefSeq and is a predicted model, not a curated record. Gene Ontology annotation, biological process: hydrogen peroxide catabolic process; oxygen transport. Gene Ontology annotation, molecular function: iron ion binding; haptoglobin binding; heme binding. Bases 66 to 497 code for a protein of 143 amino acids. Gene Ontology annotation, cellular component: blood microparticle; hemoglobin complex; haptoglobin-hemoglobin complex.